AUGCAUGCCUGGAGACAAUCCGCCUACAUCUGCCGAUACCGUCUCUAUUUGCAGGACGUACAUGCAGAUGCAUGCGGUCAAGUGUACUCUCAAAAGCGCAUAACGAAACAGUUUUUCUGCAGAAGACUCAUGAAAUCCCCAGUAAACCAAAUCGAAAGAUGCCAGUUCCCGAAAAAACCACCGAAAUCUAUCGCCGCGUCUCGAUCUCGUCCAAUCCCUUUUCCAUCACUGCACACAACCGAUGGCUGCGGUAAUUUCUCCCAUCCCUCACAUGGCACCCCCAAAACGACCCUAGUGGACGUAUUAGAGCCGCAAAGGAACGAAAAAAAAUUUUCUCACCGAUUCGCAGCCGUGCCAGCCAAUCAUACCCCCGAGCGGCUCUCGUAUUCCUGCAGAAAACACCCCCGUCUCCUUCCCAGACGCCUCUUCGCUCCACCCUCUAAGCCAUCUUACCACUACUUAUAG
This is a messenger RNA of Australozyma saopauloensis, 465 nucleotides long. RefSeq lists its product as uncharacterized. Bases 1 to 465 code for a protein of 154 amino acids. The record is from RefSeq and is a predicted model, not a curated record. The transcript has a single exon. NCBI's taxonomy places the organism in Eukaryota, Fungi, Ascomycota, Pichiomycetes, Serinales, Metschnikowiaceae.